Molecule: messenger RNA, 589 nt
Organism: Oryza sativa Japonica Group (Japanese rice)
Lineage: Eukaryota; Viridiplantae; Streptophyta; Magnoliopsida; Poales; Poaceae
Source: RefSeq, a predicted model, not a curated record
ACGCAUCGCAUACUACUACCACUUGGGCUUUCGUGUUGGUGUGUGUGUGUGGCUGUGCGCGUCGAGGAGAGAGAGAGAGAGAGGAGGAGGAGGAGGAGAGCGGCGGCGGCGAUGGCGGGGAAGGGGUUGAACGCGACGGGGGAGUUCUUCCGGCGGCGGGACGACUGGAGGAGGCACCCGAUGGUGGGGAACCAGCUGCGCCACGCCACGCCGGGGCUCGGCAUCGCCAUCGUCGCCUUCGGGAUCUACCUCGUCGGCGAGGCCGCCUACAACCGCCUCUACCGCCCCUCCGGCGACCACCACCACCACUAGAUCGCGUCGGCGGCCACGCGCGGAGACCCGCGCCGCCUCCCCGAGGUGAAGUGGUUGGAGCAAUCUUUACCAAGCACCAAUGUUGUUGAUCUUUUCCAGUUUGAGUUCAUAAGGUCUGCCAUGAGGCCCAUGACCAUCAUGUAAUUUGCAACCAGGGAGACAUGAAUCAUGUACUUUUAUAUCAAUGUUCUGUGCUUAUAAUCCAGCAUUUGGAAAUUGGAAGUGACACUUAUAAUUCUGAAGUUAUGUGAAUUCUUCCAUGCCCUUGUUUGAAUUA